AUAGACAAAUAUAUCAAAGCAUGAAUCAUCUUUACAAUUAUUGGCGUAUCUGCUUGCUGUAAAGCAUCCUUCGAUAUGGUGCGUUUGAUAAUGAAACGAAAGCUAAUCCCGUGGAUCUCCUUCAACAGGUUACUCGUGUGUUUAUUAGGCGCUACAGUUGUAUACGGCAUCAAUAAGGUAGUCGCCAUCAACAACAGAAGUAUGGGUGCACAACAAAAUAAUCGAGAGCUGCCCACAACCCAGACGACUUUAACGGUACCUGCCACGGACGAUCCAUCCCAAGAAUUCAGAUACAGACCAGCCAACCCCACGCAUCAGCAACCCCCACCCACCAUCAACCCGGACUUAAAAGCUCAGCUGCAGUCACAUACGGGCGUAGUAUACCCCUCACACACCCUCGACAGAGAAAGGGCAUCGCUAUUCCAAAAUGAUGUAUUUCUGAUGUACGUGAGGGCGUCGACCCUGGACUUCUUCUACAACGCCAUGUGCAGCCACAGACAGAAGGACUACAAGUACAAGAUCGUUGCCAUGACAACGGACGAGACCACCUUCGCCUCACUCACAGCCGCGCAGUUUGACGGAGUGAUUGUACAACAGGCCUCUGCUUCACUCACAGAUAUCCUGGACAGCGUCUUGCAGUACCUGAGCGCUGGUAUUAACGUCGUCACUAACACUAACACUAACCCCGACACUAACACUAAUACUAACACUAACACUAACACUAACACUGACACUGACACUGUCACUAAUACCAACACUGACACUGACACUGACACUGACACUGAUACUGACACUAACACUCACACUCACACUAACACUAACACUGACACUGACACCAACACUGACACUGACACUGACACUGACACUGACGCUAACACUGAUACUGAUACUGACACCACGUCUCCUCUCCGCACGAGGCAGACCCCUUUGCCCACCUACCUACCACUGCCGAUCUCGUGGCUCAAAGCGGUGUGCCCAGUCUCAAGCACGAUCAUCGCCUCUUCGGACAGUGGAAGUUCGGGUUCUUUCGGGUGA
Sphaeroforma arctica JP610 is the source of this 1035-nucleotide messenger RNA. RefSeq lists its product as hypothetical. NCBI's taxonomy places the organism in Eukaryota, Ichthyosporea, Ichthyophonida. Bases 76 to 1035 code for a protein of 319 amino acids. The record is from RefSeq and is a predicted model, not a curated record. The transcript is spliced from 4 exons.